This is a messenger RNA of Exaiptasia diaphana, 549 nucleotides long. RefSeq names its product caldesmon-like. Lineage: Eukaryota; Metazoa; Cnidaria; Anthozoa; Actiniaria; Aiptasiidae. The transcript is spliced from 7 exons. The record is from RefSeq and is a predicted model, not a curated record. The coding region runs from base 43 to 549 and encodes 168 amino acids.
AAAGAGGUGAAAACAUCCCUUGAAAAUAAAGAAAAACAGUUGAUGAAGUCGCAGCAGGAAUGGGAUAAGAAUAAAGAAGCAUUGACUUUGAGAAUCAAAGGGCUUGAAAUGCAGCAAGAACAGUUGACUCAGAGUUUGGCAUUGGCGCAGCAGCAGAUAGAAGACAAGGAAACAAAAAUCCAAGAGACAGAAAGAGAAUUUGGAAAAUUAAAAGAAGAAAAGGCAAAUCUGGAAGGUCAACACGCUAUGAUGACACAGUCUUUGCAAGAGAAAAGUGCUGAAAUGACAAGAGAAACAAGUCGKCUCAAUGAAGAGAAUAAAUCAUUAAGAGAUAAGAUGUCACAGCAAGGUGAAACCAAUAAAGAAGAGAUGUCUAAUUUGAUGACGACAUUGAGAGGAGUCAAAGAAAGACAUGAGCAAGCCAAGGUGCAAAAUGARGAGAAAGAUAAACAGCUACAAAGUCARAAAGAACAAAUUUCUCAGCUAAGUACYGAUCUAUCUGAAGCUCAAGACACAAUGAUGGAWCUUGGUGAGGUAAAUACAACUUGA